AUUCUUGUUAUUUUUCUGCGUUUUUGUCCAAUUUUACCGCCUUAAGAGGAAAUGUCGACUAUUUUUUUAACCACGGGGUUUCGCCGUAGAUGGAUUAGAAUAUAAAACUCGUGUUUUGUGUUUUAUUUUAACCUUAUACCUAUUCAUCACUAAGCCGUAAAUAUGCAACCACUGAGCGCCAUUGGUCGCCUUUUUGAUGUUUUCUGCCGUCGUCCAUGCAAACACAGACAUCUCUUUGUACAGAUAAGAAACAUCCACCCAGCAGCAGGACUGUUUCGUGAGUCUCAGUCGAGGUCAGUGAUGCUUCACCAUCAGGAUCAACCUCUGAACUCGGCCUAUGGAGGCUCCAACAAUGGCUCUUCUUCCUCGCUGCGAAACAGGAAGUGUGACAAAGAUGGCAACUUCAACAUCCUGCCAGGCAAAGAUGAUGAGGGCUUCACAGGCAAUGGAGGAGGAGAUGAGAACCGAAACCAGACUCGUCCCCGCAACCUGGGCCCACUGGGUCGUGACCCACCAAACUCCUUGCCGUCUACAGGGUAUCACCACAACUCAGGGCUUCUGUCACCACGCUCCCGCCUGCCCUGCUGGAGCCCCCUGGAGCCCCUGCCCGAGAUCGAGAGCGGGGAUGAUACUUAUGGCCGAGUACCCCCUGAUGGAGCGGAGGAAGGUAGGAUGGAGGAAGAGGUGAGAAGGGUAAUGAUGAUCCACAAUGAGGAGAAGCAGAGAGAGAAAAAGGAGCUGCAGAGGAGGAAAAGCAGCUUGGGUUUCAGAGGAAGCGAGGAAGAGGAAGACGAGGAUGAGGAUGAUCCGGGCUUGGAUGAAGGUGACGAAUGGGGCGACAGCGAUUCUGAGUCCGAGUUCAGCAAUCGUUCUGGCUGCAGCAUGUCCUCUCACAACAUGGACAGUGGAGGCGAAGGGAUGCUCAUGGGAGGCUGGGACCGCAUCGGAGUUGGGGAACCAAAAUCCAACCACCAGGAAAAUGACCCAACCAGAAACGGCAACAGAGAACCAGCUGGAAGACGCAGGAGCUUCGGCCGCAAGUCGCUGACAGGAAGCAACCUGGGAAAUCUUCUGGAGGAAGGAACAGAAGAGCAAGGCAAUGAUGAUCGGUCUUCAGACUCAGACGGCGAGCUGCCAGAGCUAAUGGACGCAGUGUGGACGCUGCGAGACCGCGAGCGCUUCAAGGCCCAGGAGAUGGAGAAGCACCAGGUACAGCUGACCAUGUACCGCCGCUUGGCGCUGAUCCGCUGGGUCCGCACUCUGCAGAGCCGCAUUCAGGAGCAGCAGAACCGCCUGCAGUCCAGCUUCGACGUCAUCCUCACACAGAGGAAGGAACUGCUGCGCAUGGGCGCCGCUGCCGCCGUGGCCAACGCCACACCCGCUGCCGCUGUCAGCCAGUCAUAGAGAGAAGAACUGAAACAGGGAGUGGUGAAAAACUGCAUUUUUUCUAUUUGCUUCUAUCCUAAAGACAUUUCCAAUGAAUAAAAUGACAAUCUCCCAACAUCCUUUCACACAUUUUUAAGCUUCAUACUCAUGUUGCUGAUUGUAAUGACACAAACACUUGUGUUUUUGUUGAUUUUCUUUACUAAUGUCCCACCUAGAGCAUCAAUAAAUGUAUCUGACUCAUCUUCAGUAAACUAAAGACUGGACUUAACCCCUGUAUCUACACCAAAAACCGAAAUGUAUGACUUUGGAUGUGGUCAAAGCAAUGAGAUAAUGAACACUUUAAUGUUUGAGAAUAAUGGCAUGUUUAUAUAAAAAAUAAUCUGUGUGUAUGCUGUUCUUCUUUGUCUUGACCUUUGUGUAUAAAACGUGUGUCUACUGAAAACGUAUUAGAAAACAGCAGAUUUUACAUUGCUAGAAAUUAUUUAUACCCUGAGAUCAUGCUGUAAAUAUAGAGAGAUAAUAAGUACAUUAAAAGAAUAAAAACAUU
Micropterus salmoides (largemouth bass) is the source of this 1933-nucleotide messenger RNA. RefSeq lists its product as uncharacterized. NCBI's taxonomy places the organism in Eukaryota, Metazoa, Chordata, Actinopteri, Centrarchiformes, Centrarchidae. The coding region runs from base 163 to 1404 and encodes 413 amino acids. The transcript has 2 exons. The record is from RefSeq and is a predicted model, not a curated record.